AUGGAUUUGCCCCGCGAAAGGCCUGAGCUGCCUCGAAACAGGGAGCCAUGUGAUUUACCAAAUGCAAAGUCUACUGCCAGUUUUUGGCAUUCGGAGCCAUCGGCUUUGCUACUGGCACAUCGGUCGACUCGAAACCUUCCGGAGACGGCCGAUGUAGUGGUUAUCGGCAGUGGUAUGACUGGUGCCAGCGUGGCCCAUCAUCUUCUUACGGAGGGCAAGGAGAAUCUAGAUGUGGUCAUGCUUGAAGCAAGGGAAGCAUGCUGGGGAGCAACAGGACGUAAUGGAGGACAUUGCCAGCCAAUCCUCUUCGAACAUCCACAUGAUCCCAGCAUUGGUCACUUUGAGCUGAGGAACUUCCACACUCUGCAAGAUCUCAUCAAGGAGAAAAACAUCGACUGCGAGUUCGUUGCCCAGCCUGGUGUGCGUGCGAUUUACUCGCGAGGACAUUUCAACGAUACAGAACUGGCACUUUCAAUCAUGAAAGACACCGCCCCAGAGCUGGCCUCUAUGAUGCGCCUUGUCAACAACAGAGACGAACUGAACAGUCUUCGGAUACCCUCAGCCUUGGGCGCCGUCGUGACUGACAUUGCAGCCAGAAUGUGGCCAUACAAAUUCGUGUCCAGAAUCUUGGAAGAUCUUAUCACCUCGACCAAGCUCAGAGGCACCUUCAACCUUCAGACUCUAACGCCUGUUGAUAAAAUCUCGAAGAGUGACAGCUCUGACCACGUCAUUGUCAAGACCGAGCGAGGAAACAUCAAGGCUAAGAAAGUCGUCUUGGCCACUAACGCUUAUACCUCGCAUCUGCUACACGAGUUCGCCGACCUGAUCGUGCCUUGCCGAGGACAGAUGUCUGCUUUGAUCCCAUUCCCUUCUGUUGCUGGCGAAGAUCGUUUGAAGACGUCCCUUGGCUUCAUGGGCGAUGGCGUUGAUGAUUACCUGAUUCAACGUCCGAAUGAGCGAGGCGGCCACUUGAUGUUUGGAGGCGGUCGACAGCAUGGGCGCUCGAUCGGCGUCACUGAUGACAGCGUUAUCGAUGAUAAGACGGCGCAUUACCUUCGAGGGCGACUUGUGGAAGCUUUGAACCUGCCAGAAGAUACCACGAGCUGGAAAGAAAUGAACGCCACACACAUGUGGACCGGAAUCAUGGGCUUCUCUCGCGAUGACAAGCCAUGGGUUGGCCCAAUUCCUGACAACGACUCUCUGUACAUUGCCGCGGGUUUCACAGGCCACGGCAUGCCCAACACGUGGCUCAGUGGGAAAGCAGUGGCGGUGAUGGUUGCGAAGAACCUGGCAAGAGCACAUUCGGAGGCGGCAAUCAGUGCUGCCAGCGAUGAAACGGGACUUCCGAAGUCGUACUAUAUCAGCAAAGACCGGAUCGAAGCAGCGAUGCUCCUUGAGGACGUAGGGUCGAGAGAUUGGGCGGAGAUGGAACGUGGUAAGAGGGCCGAGAUGCCUAUGUCAGGCUACGCAUAG
This is a messenger RNA of Zasmidium cellare ATCC 36951, 1473 nucleotides long. RefSeq lists its product as uncharacterized. The record is from RefSeq and is a predicted model, not a curated record. Lineage: Eukaryota; Fungi; Ascomycota; Dothideomycetes; Mycosphaerellales; Mycosphaerellaceae. Gene Ontology annotation, cellular component: cytoplasm. The transcript is spliced from 3 exons. Gene Ontology annotation, molecular function: oxidoreductase activity. The coding region runs from base 1 to 1473 and encodes 490 amino acids.